AUGCCCUAUGGGCAAGCGUGGCGUAAUCAGCGGAAAAUAUACCAGGCCAUUCUCAGCAUCACGGCGGUCCGCUCUCUCACACCAUUGCAGGAGGCCGAGGCUACAUUGACACUGUAUCAACUCUCACAAACCCCCGAAUUGUACUACGACCAUAUUCGGCGGUACUCCACUGCUGUGAUCCUGUCUUCCGUCUUUGGUAUCCGCGGACCCGAAUUUGACCACCGCAAUAUCACGCGUCUCUACCACGCCCAGGACCAAUUCACCGGUAUUCUGGAGACAGGGGCAACGCCCCCGGUUGACAUUUUCCCCUUUCUCAAACGUCUACCGGACUUCAUGUCUCCCUGGCGUCGCUGGGCCCGUCAAAUUCGGGCGGAACAGCGACAGCUUUACUUUGAGCUGUUGCAGGAGGUCAAGAGUCAGCGAGCACGAGGAAUAUAUCGCAACUGUUUUAUGAGCCAGUUGCUUGACGAGAAAUUUGCCGAGAAGUACGAGUUGGACGAAGAGCACAUUGCCUACAUUGGUGGUGUCCUGAUGGAAGGUGGUUCUGACACUACCGCAUCUACGCUGCUGUCGUUUUUACUGGCCAUGACUAAAUAUCCCAAGGUAUUCCAGAAGGCCCAGGAAGAGGUUGACCGUGUAUGCGGGAUGAGUUCAUCUCCUACAUUUGACCUCAUCGCCAAAUUACCUUAUGUGAAACAUUGCGUUUCCGAAGUAGGCAUUCGUUCAUCUUUUCAUGAUGAAUACAAAGGGUUCAAUUUCCCUACGGGUACCACAUUUCUAGCAAAUACAUGGGCGAUCCACCAUGAUCCAGAGCUCUACGACCGUCCAGAUGAUUUUAUUCCCGAGCGCUAUGAGCACCACCCUCUCGGUUUCAAAACCGACAUCAAGAAAACAACGGAUGGCAUCAGGAAGACAUACGGCUUUGGUGCAGGUAGGCGGAUCUGUCCGGGCUCCCAUCUUGCGGAAAACUCCCUGACUUCAAGAGAAUUGAACGGUAACAUAUUUCAGGAUAUCAACAUUGCGAAAAUCAUCUGGGCAUUUAAUAUUCGGGCCGGAACGGAUCCUACCACCGGACGCCAUUUGCAAGACGAGGAGGUUAAUGUUGAUGUAGCAACGCAGUGGACAGAUGGUUUCCUGAUUGCACCCAAGCCGUUCCCGAUCGUUAUGGAGUUGCGCUCUGAGAAGCACCGUGAGGUUUUUCGUCGGGAGCUUGAAGACGCUCGAAAAGUUUUUCAGAGCUAUGAAGAUUAG
Molecule: messenger RNA, 1251 nt
Organism: Aspergillus terreus NIH2624
Lineage: Eukaryota; Fungi; Ascomycota; Eurotiomycetes; Eurotiales; Aspergillaceae
Product: cytochrome P450
Exons: 4
Coding region: 1-1251 (416 amino acids)
Molecular function (GO): oxidoreductase activity, acting on paired donors, with incorporation or reduction of molecular oxygen; monooxygenase activity; iron ion binding
Source: RefSeq, a predicted model, not a curated record